UCAUACUCGUUCCAAGCAUCAAUCGCAAAAAUUAUAGGUUAUGUUGCUUAGGGAUUUUCGUUGCGCGCUACCAACAUCAUCUCAUUUUUUUGGAAAUUAUGUAACCAUCGGGGCAGAUAACCGAUUAUCGGAGUUGGACCGGCUCGUGACGUUUGUAACCUCGACAACCCCCGUACGUGAAGUGACGUGAAGUUUUGCUCUGAAAUUUUUACGAAACGAAUGUUAUAACGAACGUCAAAGUCGCGGCACGUCGAAGCUAUGUUAGCAGGCAAAUUAAUUUCAUCGCUCUCACGAUCGGUUACGUGUAACCUGACGAACAUUCGGCAAAUGAGUGCUGCAAUUAACACCGACUGUGUGAAAUCUCUGUUAUACAAGGAGUACGGCGAGCCCCUCGAGGUUCUUCAAGUGACAACGCAAACGAUAGAACAGCCAGCGGGCGAUCAAGUCUCUGUGAAAUGGCUACUAUCUCCGGUGAAUCCAGCCGAUAUAAACACGAUACAAGGGAAGUAUCCUAGCAGGCCAUCACUGCCAGCGGUGCCGGGAAACGAAGGGGUCGGAGAAAUCGUGGCGAUUGGACCUAACGUUCAAGAUUUGCACGUCGGAGACAGGGUGGUGCCGAAUGGCCCUAAUUUCGGAAUCUGGAGGACGCAAGCUAAUUACAAUUCUAAGGAUGUUAUGAAGAUACCGAAUGACGUUGAUCUAGUUGUAGCCAGUAUGAUGAACGUGAAUCCAUGCACAGCGUACAGGAUGUUGAAGGAUUUUGUUCCGUUAAAGUCCGGGGAUACUGUGAUACAAAACGGUGGCAAUUCCGCGGUUGGUCAGCUGGUCAUUCAAUUGUGUAAAAUAUGGGGCUACAAGUCUGUCAGCGUCGUCAGAGACAGGCCGAACAUACAGGAAUUAAAGAAUCAAUUGGCAAGCUUAGGAGCGGAUGAAGUGCUGACCGAGGAGGAGGUUCGAAAUACGCAACUAUUCAAAAGUAAAAAGUUACUCGCACCGAAAUUGGCGCUCAACUGCAUCGGCGGGCAGAACGCGCACGAAGUAUUGAGACAUCUUGCUCACGGUGGUAUUUUGGUAACUUACGGCGGCAUGUCGAGAGAGCCGUUAAACGUACCGAUAGCCUCGCUUAUAUUUAAGGACAUAACAUUGAAAGGAUUUUGGAUGACGGCCUGGACGAAAGGGAAUAUGGAGUCCCAGGAGAGAGUGGAUAUGUUUAAGAAUCUAGCCGGUUUCUUUAGGGAUAAGAAAUUGCAGCCGCCGCCGCAUAAACUGGUGCCUUUCCGCGAAUAUCAAGAAGCCAUCGCCAAGGCGCUCAAUUUCAACGGUCGAACGGGCGUGAAGUAUAUUUUAGAUUUAACGGAGUCUUAAAACGUUUGUAUAUAUGUAUUUGCGCGCGGAGAUAAUCUGUUUUCCACUUUUUCCGUAACUUCUGUCGGUGCAUUUGAUAGCAUUUAAAGUUACCAUCCAGUUAGGAUUCUGCAAUAUAUUCCGCGUACCGUUUUUCUUGUGCUUUGCAUAAGAUUGAAGCGAAUUGAAGUACCGUUUUGUAAAAUAGAGGAGUAACUUUUCACAUGGGAGAAUAUAUUUUAUUUCUAUUAGAAACACGGUGUGUACAAAUAUGCAAGAAAAAUAUAGGAAAAAUAAUUGCAA
Molecule: messenger RNA, 1647 nt
Organism: Wasmannia auropunctata (little fire ant)
Lineage: Eukaryota; Metazoa; Arthropoda; Insecta; Hymenoptera; Formicidae
Product: probable trans-2-enoyl-CoA reductase, mitochondrial
Exons: 5
Coding region: 259-1365 (368 amino acids)
Biological process (GO): fatty acid metabolic process
Cellular component (GO): mitochondrion
Molecular function (GO): trans-2-enoyl-CoA reductase (NADPH) activity
Source: RefSeq, a predicted model, not a curated record